AUGGAAAUUCCACCCAAGAGCCCUGAUGGGAGUGAGAAGUCUCCUCAGUCCAAAGAGCUGCUGACCAGUAACACGGCCAGCACCCUCUGCAUCAGCUCUCGGAGCGAGUCUGUCUGGACCAGCGCAUCCAGAAGCAAGUGGGACAUAUACCAUAAGCCGGUCAUUGUUGUGUCUGUCGGAGCAGCCAUCUUCCUCAUUGGGAUCAUCAUCACCAGCCUGUCUUGCAUCCAAAACAAGAACAAAAAAGUUUACAAAAUGUGUGGCCCGGCUCUCCUGUCCUUGGGACUAAUGCUCCUAGUAUGUGGCCUUGUCUGGAUCCCCAUCAUCCGGAAGAAGCAGAAGCAGAGACAGAAGUCACAAUUUCUGCAGAGCCUCAAGUCCUUCUUCUUUCAUGGCUGA
Molecule: messenger RNA, 399 nt
Organism: Opisthocomus hoazin
Lineage: Eukaryota; Metazoa; Chordata; Aves; Opisthocomiformes; Opisthocomidae
Gene: PIRT
Product: phosphoinositide interacting regulator of transient receptor potential channels
Biological process (GO): positive regulation of cation channel activity
Cellular component (GO): plasma membrane
Molecular function (GO): phosphatidylinositol bisphosphate binding; transmembrane transporter binding
Source: RefSeq, a predicted model, not a curated record